GCUGCUGGAGGCCGACUCCAAGUCGAUGCGCUCGGUGAACGGCUCGCGGCGCAACAGCGGCUCCUCGCUGGUGUCCAGCUCCUCGGCCUCGUCCAACCUCAGCCACCUGGAGGAGGACACCUGGAUCCUCUGGGGCCGCAUCGUCAACGAGUGGGACGAGUGGAGGAAGAAGAAGGAGAAGCUGCUCAAGGAGCUGAUCCGGAAGGGGAUCCCGCACCACUUCCGGGCCAUCGUGUGGCAGCUGCUGUGCAGCGCGGCCGAGCUGCCGCUCAAGGCGCAGUACUCGGAGCUGCUGCGCAUGAGCUCGCCCUGCGAGCGCCUGAUCCGCCGCGACAUCGCCCGCACCUACCCCGAGCACGACUUCUUCAAGGGCCAGGACAGCCUGGGCCAGGAGGUGCUCUUCAACGUCAUGAAGGCCUAUUCGCUGGUGGAUCGGGAGGUCGGGUACUGCCAGGGCAGCGCCUUCAUCGUGGGACUGCUGCUGAUGCAGAUGCCGGAGGAGGAGGCGUUCAGCGUCUUCGUGCGCCUCAUGCAGGAGUACCGGCUGCGCGAGCUCUUCAAGCCCAGCAUGGCCGAGCUGGGGCUCUGCAUCUACCAGUUCGAGUUCCUGCUGCAG
Molecule: messenger RNA, 616 nt
Organism: Pyrgilauda ruficollis (rufous-necked snowfinch)
Lineage: Eukaryota; Metazoa; Chordata; Aves; Passeriformes; Passeridae
Product: EVI5-like protein
Exons: 4
Source: RefSeq, a predicted model, not a curated record